This is a messenger RNA of Ectocarpus siliculosus, 10986 nucleotides long. Lineage: Eukaryota; Phaeophyceae; Ectocarpales; Ectocarpaceae. The record is from the annotation of a GenBank genome assembly.
AUGCUUUUUCGAGAGGGGAAAAAAAAGGACCUUCCUCUGUUCCUAUGCUAUGAUAGAGAGACGCUCGAGGCCCAUGGGUCUGUGGGAACAUUUGAAUUAGCAUCAUCCAGGUCGUUCAACAUCGAAAGGCGGGCAAAGUACCACAUCCCAGCGUCCGCCAAGGCAAUGGCGCGUAGAGAAUUGAAGGAAGCGCUGCACCACGGCGGCCAGGCCGCAAGAAGCGUUAUGGUCAACGGCGGCGGCGGGGCCGCCGGAGGAUACGACGGCUACCACCCAGCCGCCCAGCAGCAGCAGCAGCAGCAGCAGCAACAGGGAGCGGCGACGGCGGUGGCAGGGGAGGGGUCCGACGCAGAAUCCCCGGAGAGGCCGAGGCAGAAGCGGAAGAGGCAGUCGACCAAGAAGGGCCUCAUGACCGCCACCGAGGAGGAGCUGGCCGAGCUAGACGAGGGCCUCUCGGACGACGAGCCGGUCAGCUGGCGGAAGACUUCGGGGCAGCGCCGCGCAGGACGUGUGCAGACGGACAAGAGGAAAAAGAAGUGUCCCAGCUGCAACGAGAUGAACCCCAUGUCUGUCAAGGCAUGCCGGGAAUGCGAUACGGUUUUCCCGGUUGGUGCUCGGCUGGACUCGGUUGUCACGAGCGAGGAGCUGCGGGAGAAGUUUAGCUUUGAGCCCGAGUUCAACAAGGACGGCACACCGAUGAUCGAAAAGAUCCUGGGGAGGCGUCCCAUAAAAGAGCCGGAUCCUGACGACGAAGAUGCGAUGUCAGUGCUAAAGAAGCACCACCGCGCGGCCCACUACGGACACUACUACGAAUGCUUGGUGAAGUUCAAGGGGGUGGCCUACAACAAGGUGGAGUGGAUGUCGGACUUGGACGUUCGAUCCUUGGGUAUGGUGGCAUCGCGGAUGCUGACCAACUACAUCAAGUCCAAGGAAAAGGAGGGGUACGAGAAGGGGGAAAUGGGCUCCGAAGACGAGGAGUACUUCGACCCAAACUACCUAGAGGUGGAAAAGGUGCUGGACUCCAAGUGGUUCAAGAUGGAGCGGGAGCGGUACCCAGACGGCUUCGACCCCGCCGCGUUUCUCGAGAGUCAGGAUGACGAGGAGGGAAUGGAGGAUGAUGGCGCGCUGGACGAGCCGCCCGCGGAGCGCACGCCCCCGCCCGAGUGGGAGGACGAGGGAGUGGCGAUUCCCCUGCAGGCAGGGAAGAGGACGAAGGAGGACCCCGACUGGCGGCCGAUGACUCGCUGCCGUCACGUCCUCUCCGCGCUGAUGGAAGACGACCUUUCCCUGGUCUUCCACGACCCGGUGGACCUGGACGCUUACCCGUCGUACGAGGAGAAGGUGGACGAGCCCAUGGACUUGGGCACCAUCAAGGGCAAGCUGGACAACUGGGAGUACCGCCGGAACGACCCCAUGGGGUUCCUCAGGGACGGCCGCCUCGUGUUCACGAACUGCAAGGUGUUCAACAAGUUCGGGUCCGCGAUCUGGUACAUCGCGGACUAUCUCCAGGCCAAGUUCGAACGCCUCUUCCAGGCGUGGGUGAUGAACUUCGGGGACAAGGACGACCGCAUCCCCUGGGAGGAGCCGAGGGCGAGGCCGUGGGAAGAGUGGUGCCGCAAGUGUGUCGGGCCGGAGCGGAAGAACAACAAGAUGCUGGUGUGCGACACGUGCGAUGCCGAGUACCAUCUUAAGUGCCUCAGGCUCUCUUCGGUUCCCAAGGGCCAGUGGCUUUGCCCCAUCUGCACGGUAAUGCUUCGCAAGGGGCAGACUCUGUUCUCCCACCAGACUGAGGUCGAGAAGGCCAAGCUGUCCCAGAUGCCGCAGCCCACGGUUGAGGUUGUGGACGAGCUCAAGUACCUCAUCAAGUGGAGCGGGCUUUCCUACCAGUUCUGCACCUGGGAGACGCGGGAAGAGCUCAACAAUGACGGGGCGAUCGACCGAUUCCACAAGCUCAACGACCACCCGCCCCUGAGCCCGCCCAUGUCAGAGGAGGAGCUGAUGCGGACCCUGGCCAAGAACAACCACGACGUCCUGCCGGCCCUGCUCGAGCCUAGCUCCAUGCUCGAGUACAACGCGCAGAUUUACAGCCAGAUUCGGGCGUUCCACUUCCUGCGGUGCGGCAUGUCGCCCCCGACGGGGCUGCUGAGAGAGUGCGGGAAGCCGACGUCAGGCCUCGGAGAAAGCAAGGAGGCGGUGGAGAAGGCGGCGGUAACCGGUGCGGCUUCCCAGGCACCCUCGAGAGCCGAGGAAGACGCGGACGAGAUCAGGUCGCUGUUGUUCGACAUGAAGCACUCGAUCUCACACGCGACGAAGUACGAGGCUCCCCCUCGGACGGACAUGGCUCCGCUCCCGAUGCACCAGUAUGAGUACGAGGUGACCCUUCCUAAGGAGCACGGCAGCCUGUUCAUGAACAUCCACCAGCAGGACCACCACGGCAUCAUCUGUGUCUCGGUGUCGUCGCUGUGCCCCAGGAUGCCACCUAGGCAGCGCGAACCCACGCCAGUGAUGCGGUCGCGCAUGGUGGAGGUCGGGGACGUGAUCACGGCCAUCAACGGACAGCCCAUGGUCGGCCAGAACACCUCCGUCGUUGCUAACGCCCUCCAGGCGCUGCCGGCCUGCGUUACCCUGCGCCUGGUGAAGUACGGUUUCGACUUCGUCCCGGAUGUGGUGGUGAAGCAGACGACGUGGGCCAGGGAAUUCGAAGCCCGGCUCGAUGCCGGGACGCCAUACGUCGACCCGAACGCUCGUCCUAAGGUCGAUGAGUCCGCGCGAUGGCAAGACAGAAUCGAGGGGAUGAUUAACAUGUUGAUCCGGAUAUCCAACUGGAUAUGGAAACACGAGUACGCGCCGAAGAGAUGGAGAGGAGUAGUCGUGAACCUGUUCAAAAAGGGGGAUAAAGCUGACCCGGGGAAUUAUAGAGGGAUAACCCUGUUGAGCACAGUGGGGAAACUGUUUGGCAAGAUGAUAGACAAUAGAAUGGGAGACAUGUUGGAGGGGAAACAAAAGAUCAGCGAAGGACAAGCUGGAUUUAGACCAGAUCGUAGUUGUGUAGACCAUGUAUAUACGUUGAGUAAAAUCAUCCAAGGUAGGAAAGACGCCGGGCGUACGACAUACUGUUUCUUCCUCGAUAUACAAAAAGCCUACGACACCGUAUGGCGCAAUGGAUUGUGGAAAAAGAUGUGGGACAUCGGCAUCCGGGGGAAAAUGUGGAGGAUGUUGAAAAAGAUGACAGAAUGCACAAGAAGUGCGGUGAUGUUGGAUGGGGAAAUUUCGAAGUACGUGGAUAUACUCCAAGGAGUCGCACAGGGCUGUACGAUGUCACCCACUCUAUUUAAGAUUUACAUCAACGAUUUGAUAAGGGCGGUUGAAGCAGUAAGACAGGGAGUCCAAGUAGAGGGAAAGAGUGUGUCCGGACUGAUGUUUGCAGAUGAUUUCGUGGGGGUAUCCGAAACACCAGAAGGGUUGCAAGAACAAAUAGAUGCGGCGGUAGGAUACACCCGAAAAUGGAGACUGUCGGCGAACGUAGGAAAAUGCGCAGUAGUGGUCUGUAACGAAGAUAAGAAAAAUCCCGUAGAAUUCAAAUGGAAAUGGGGGGAGGAAGAACUACCGGUAGUAGACAAGUAUACGUACCUGGGAGUAGAGAUUUCGAAGGAGUGCUCAUGGGACGCACACAUAGCGAAGUUGAUUGGGAAGGGUAAAGCUCAGAUAGGCAAGAUGGACGAGAUCCUUACGGACCCACACCUAGACACUAGGAUUAAGAGGUGUAUUCUCUUGAAGGUGAUUGUACCUAAGCUAGAGUAUGCAGGAGAGAUAUGGGAAGGUAACGAAAAGGCCGUCAAGCAGCUGGAAACGGUGCAGAUGGCAGCGGCCAAGAAAAUACUAGGAUGUUCAAGUACAACGAGCAACACUGUAUUGAGAGCAGAAUUGGGAAUGUACUCUCUUAAAACAAAGAGAGACAUGCAGAAGUUGAAGUGGCAGUACAAGGUAAGUAGAAUGUCGGACGAUAGACUACCAGCCAUGGUUGACGAGGCAGCUUGGGGAAAAGCGACUCCAGGGAAGAAGGGAAUCAGAUGGGACAAGGUGGUAGAGAAGGUUUGGAAGGAGAUAGGAGACGAGGAGGAGACGUUGGACACGGAAGGGUUCGGGGGGUUCAAGACGAAAGUCAAGGAGAUGCUAGAGAGUAGGGAGGAGACAACCCUUCGGAAGAAGGUACGAAGCGAAGACCACUUGGAGAUAUACGGGAAGUUGAAAGAAGGGAUAGGGAUGAAGAAGUACUUGGACGGCCCCAUGGACUAUGCGAAAAAGCUGAAAUUGCAAUUUCGAGUAGGCGAUCUGGACUUGCCAGAACGGAGGAAGAGGUAUACCAGCCGUAGGAGAGAGGAAGAGGAGGAUAGACACACAUGUCCAUGUGGCAAAUCGGAGGAGAGUAGACCCCACAUAGUUGGGGAGUGUGAGUUGUACAGGAAGGAAAGAGAGGAUCUCGAGGAGGAAAUGAGACAGAGAGGGUGUGACAUGGACAAGUUUGGUAAAUUAGACAACAGCGAAAAAACGAUCGCGAUAAUUGGGGAUAGAUGGUGGGCACAAGAGGCCCUAGAGGACGGGGAUAAGAUGUGCAAGAAAUUUUUAUGGAGUUUGUGGCAGAAACGUAAAGAGCUCCCAAAUGCUGUUGAGGACGAGUUGACGAGGUCUGCCUCUUCCGGUGCUGCUGUCGGGGAGGCGACGAUAGAGGCCGAGCACCGCAUCAUCGAAGAGCUGGGGCCGAAGCGGAGGCUCCUGAUGGCCGUCAACGAGAGCAAGGGGAGGCCGAGCCCCGCCGAGUGGUCGGACGUGGGCUACCUGUACAGCCUCGGGGACUAUGUGUACGCCCACGAGAACAUGGGUCACGUGGAGAGCAUCGCCGCCCGGCGGCACGACCCGAGGGCUAAGCCGAUCGAGCAGCUCAGGGCGGAGACAGGAGAGGUGGUCAAGGUGUGGCCGUCCAUGACCGCCGCUGCGGCUGAGCUGAACGUCGGGGUGUCGGCGCUGUCGGCGUGUGUGAACGGCAUCACGGCCCAGGCGGGCGGUUGGAAGUGGCGCUUCGCCUCCAAGCACACGGCCACGGCCCUCAAGAUGGGGGUGUACCGCAAGGGAAGGGUGGCGGACAUGUCGGCCGGCCCCGGGGCGUACCUCGAGCCCGAGGCCGCGGCCGCCCAGAUCGCCGCGGGCCGUCAAGGGCGCGGGUUCGACAGCGACGACGAGCAGCUGGUGUUCGGCGAUAACGCCAUCACGGUUCCGCCGAAGGCAGAGGCCAUCGAAGCGGCCAAGAAACCACCGGAGGGCGAAAACGGAGAACCCGCGGCCGCGCCUGACGGUGCGGGUCCCGUGGAUGCGGAAAAUUCCGCCAGCGGCGGCCUCAAGGUCGAUCCCAACGACCCAGACGCGCAGAGGCGGUUCCAGCAGCAGGGGGAGCACGGCGCCGCCGCCGCCGCCGCCGCUCGCGAGCAGGAGAUACGGCGACUGGCUCUCCUCGCCAGCGGGGGCGGAGAGAUGAUGACGCACGACGGCCGCCCGGUGUACGACAACAUGGCCGGCGGCGCUGCCGCCGCCGCUCUUGCAGAAGGGUACGGCGGAGCAGGGGCCGCCGACCUCGGUUACGACGGCGACGGUGGCUAUGGGCGGGGGGGGAAGCAAGAGGCCGACAGCGAUAGCGCCGGCGCCGCCGACUCGGACCAGGAUUCGGAUGAGGAGGAAGGCGUGGACUGGGACGAUUCCGCGGACGAGGACGUGGACGCGGCGACGGCGGCGGCCAUGGAGCAGGCGAGGAUCGGCAUGGCCAGGGCGGCCGCGAGGGAGCUGAGGGAGAGCCGAGCCACGAGGGCCCAGAUGAUGGAGUGGCCUUACAAGGAUGGCAAGGUUCCGGACUUCAAGAACACGAACGAGCUGCGGGACUACCAGCGUCGGGGCGUGAACUGGAUGCUGUCCUGCUGGAAGAAGAAGAAGCGGGGCUGCAUCCUUGCCGACGAGAUGGGUCUCGGGAAGACGGUGCAGGUGGUGGCUAUGCUCAACUACGUCUUCAGCAACUCGGAGCGUGAGCGGGGUCCCUUCUUGGUAGUGGUGCCGCUGACGACGAUCGAGCAUUGGCGCAGGGAGGUGGAGGCGUGGACGGACAUGAACCUCUGCAUGUACCACGACAACGGAGGCAGGGACAUGCGGGACCUGAUUCGCGAGUACGAGUGGUACUACUCCGGAAGAUCGAAGAGGGUCCUCAAGUUCCACGUCUUGGUGACCACCUACGAUGACGUCAUCAGCGACGCGGAGAUGCUGGCCCAGGUCCCCUGGCGUGCCGUGGUGGUGGACGAGGCCCACCGCAUGAGGAACAAGAAUUCCGCCCUCCUGGGCUGCCUCCAGCAAGUGGUUCACAACGGCAUGGCCGUCAACGCCUACCAGCACCGGGUCCUGAUGACGGGGACCCCGAUGCAGAACAUCAAGGAGGAGCUGUGGCCCCUCAUGAACUUCAUCGACCAGUCCAACUUCCCGGACCUGCAGAGGUUCCAGGAGAAGUACUGCAAGGGGGAGCCCGGGCAUGAAGUCGACGAGGCGAGGGCGCUGCGCCGCCGCCUCAAGCCCUACAUGCUGCGGCGUCGGAAGGAGGACGUGACGAAGGACAUCCCUCCCAAGGAGGAGACCAUCAUCGACGUCGAGCUCACCAUGGUGCAGAAGAAGUACUACCGUGCCAUCUACGAGCGGAACCACUCCGUCCUCAACAAGGUGGGAGCUGGCGCGGGCAAGGCGCCCAGCCUGAUGAACAUCCAGAUGGAGCUCCGCAAGUGCUGCAACCACCCCUUCAUGGUGCGCGGGGUGGAGGACCACGAGGUGGACCAGAUCGUCGGCAACCUCAUGGCGGAGGCACAGGCGGGGGACCCCAAUAAGGCGUCUGAACGGCUGAACCAGCGCGUGCUCAAGCAGCUCCGACUGGAGAAGGGCCUCAUCCAUACCUCCGGAAAGAUGGUCCUGCUCGACAAGCUGCUGCCCAAGCUCAGGAGUGAGGGCCACAAGGUGCUGAUCUUCAGCCAGUUCAUCGGCAUGCUGGACAUGGUGCAGGAGUUCCUCUCAUUGCGAGGCCACAAACACGAACGCCUGGACGGCCGCACCACCGGCAACGAGCGUCAGAAGUCCAUCGACAGGUUCAACCGCGACCCGAACAGCUUCGUGUUCCUCCUGUCGACGAGGGCCGGCGGCGUGGGCAUCAACUUGACCGCCGCCGACACGUGCAUCAUCUACGACAGUGACUGGAACCCGCAGAACGACGUCCAAGCCAUGGCCCGCUGCCACCGCAUUGGCCAGACGAAGAGCGUCAUGGUCUACAGGCUCAUCACCAGGGACUGCUUCGAGUCGGAGAUGUUUAACCGUGCUUCCAUGAAGCUCGGGCUGGAGCAGGCUGUCCUGGGAGACGCCGCGGGCACUCUUAAGCCCCGCGACAUGGAGGACCUCCUCAAGAAGGGGGCCUACGCCCUCACGCAGAUGGACGAAGUCGACGCCAUGAGGGAGUUCCAAAACAUGGACAUCGAUGUCAUCCUGGAGCGAAAGUCGCGCGUGCUCAAGGAGAAAGCGAUCGCCAAGGGCAUUGCGGACGACAGCGAUCAAGACGACGAAGAAGAGGACAUCCAAGCGCCCCGUGGCGAUCAGCACCGCGUGAAGUGGCGAAGCUUCGGCCCCUCGGGCGAAAAGACGGGGCCGUCUCUCGAGGACCCAGACUUCUGGCGGAAGGUUAUGCCGGACGUGAUGACCCCGGACAGUAUGGUGACAAAACUGGACACUUUCGAGGGCAUGGCCGAGGAUGCCGUCACCCAGGAGGACAAGGAUGCGUUCAUGAAGGACCUCGGGGUGAUGGUCAUGGGUCUGAGAAAGUCCAAUGACGACGAGGGAGAGCGCGAGAAGGGCGUGCAGCUGCUCGUCCGCGUCACGUGCAAGCGGGAGUGGUUCUCGGAGGAGCAGUGCAGCAAGGCCAAGAAGUGGGAGCUGGAGCUGCAGGGCACUCGCCUGAGGCAGGCCACGCGGCAGGACACCAAGGACGGCGACAAGGCCAGGGCCAAGGGCAGGCGUGGCGGCCGCGGCGCGAGGGACGACGUGUUCGACGCAAAGCCCAAGAUCAGCGCUACCCCCGGGGGAAGCGGCGGGAAGAGCGGCGGCAAGGGCGGCAACAAGGGCAGCGGCGGGCGCGACCACAACAUGGACGUGUGCGCCCGCUGCGAGGACGGCGGCGUGACUAUAAUGUGCGACGGCCCUUGCCAGCGGUCGUUCCACCCGGCCUGCCUGGGCAUGGACGACAACCCCGAGGAGGACCCGUGGAUGUGCAACCGCUGCAUGAACAAGGUUCAGAAGUGCCUGGAGUGCGGCAAGAAGGGGUCGGAGAUGGAUUCGCACAACAGGGCGGUCAAGAUUCCCGGCGGCGUGUCGAGGUGCCAGCUCAGCAGCUGCGGCCGGUACUACCACAAGGAGUGCCUGGACAAGAUCACCCCGAACCGCACGUCGUACUCGAAGGAAGGGAACUUCAAGUGUCCCCAGCACUUCUGCAUCGACUGCGGGAAGACGUCUACCAACUUGGGACCCCGCACGCUCGUCAAGUGCCUCCGCUGCGCCAAGGCGCGCUGCCCGGACUGCCUCAAGACCGCCCGCUAUGUGAAGAAGGGUAAGUGGAUGGUCUGCUCGGACCACGAGUGGACUCCGCAGGACCUGGCCAUGUUCGAGGAGCAGCAGAGGAUUAAGAAGUCGGGGGCUGACAAGGGGAAGCGGAAGCCGAAGGCGCCCCCGCAACCGACCAUCCAAUUCACGCCGGAGGAGGAGGAAGCCCAGCUGGACGUCCGAGCGCCGGUGUGCUACUUCUGCAAACGGGACAGGGACGACCCCAACUCGAUCGAGGGUGCCUUCAUCAGGCCUCCGUUCGUCCAGAGGACGAUCAAGCACGGCGACUUCCCCAUCUGGCUGCACAAGAACUGCAUGCUCUACACCCCGGAGUGCUCGGUCGAGUACCCCGGCGGGGGGGGCAAGGGCAGCAGCGAGGGGGGGAAGAAGUCAGCACCGGCCAAGGACGAGCUCCCGUCGACGACCUCCUCCUCCUCCUCCUCCUCCUCCUCCGACGCAACCUCCUCAGCGAAGAUCAAGGCAGAGACGUCAUCCGGCAAAGGGACGUCGGCGGGGGCCAAGGCUGCCGCUGGGGACGGCGGCGCAAAGGCGAAGAAGAAGCCGCCCUCCGGCAAGCCGGUCUACUACGGCGUGGACGAGGCCCGCAAGAGGAUCGGGCUCAAGUGCACCUCCUGCGGGAAGCAGGGGGCGCUGAUACCGUGCCAUGUCCAGUCGUGCUCCGUGACCACCCACUACGGGUGCGCGAGGAGGGAGGGGUGGAAGUUCGGCGGCCACGACUCGGACGGCAAGAUCUUCCUGUGCGUGAUGCACCGCAAUGAGGGCCAGGUGCGAUUCGAGCGGAAGGCGCCGGCGAAGAGGGGCCCCAGGAAGUCCGUCUCGAAGACCCCAUCCAAGGGUAAAGGUGGCACUCCUUCCAAGGGCAAAGGCAAGGGAGGCGGCGGUGGCGACGGAGACAACAACUCCGAGCCUGCCUUGGACGGCGACGGCGACCUCAAGUCUCCCAAGGCCAAGAAGGCCCGCCGCUCUCCCUCGUCUGCUGCCGGAGGAGGCGCCGGCGGCGUUAAGGCGGAGUCUGGCGACUCGAAGAGGCCAGCUAGCGGCGGCGGUAAACGGGGGGGUGCCAGGAGGCCGCCGGUCCGCUUGGGGGAGGAUGGGAAGCCGGUGGUGCAGUGCCCGUGCGGCGUGGCUGAGCUCGAGCCGCAGGGCUACGUCCAGUGCGACAACUGCCAGGUCUGGCUACACCUGGAGUGCGCUGGCACCACCGCCGAGGACGUCGAGGACGCGGGUGGCUCCUUCUCCUGCCUGGACUGCGUGGAGGACGCCAACAGCAAGAGCCCAAACAACGGCGGGAAGCCCCCGCAAGCGAAGCAGAGGAAGGGAUCCUUGGGAGGUGGGGCCAGCGGCGGCGGCGGCAGCCGGGGAGGGGCUGGACGAGAGUCGCUGCCUUCUUCGUCGGUGGCCGGCAGCGGCGGCGGCGGCGGCGGCAGCGGCCUGAAGGGGAAGGGGAAGAGCGGGCAGGAUUCGAAGGGCGGGGACGCGGGGGGCAGGGGGGCCCCGCGGCGGACGUCUCUGGGAGAAGGGUGGGAUAGGCUGGACGAUCAGCAGAAGAGCCGUUGCGUGAUGAAGGCGUUGGAGCUCCUGGCUAAGGAGGACCCCCUGAACUACUUCGCGGAACCGGUGUCGAACCCGCUAGAUUUCAGCACCAUCAAGAAGCGUCAGAAGAAAGGUCGCUACGCCAAGCUGGGGUUCUCCGCCCUGCGGGAGGACAUCAGCACCGUGUACCGGAACGCCCAACUUUACAACCAGGACGAGUCGGACUGCUUCAUCGUGGCGCAGAAGGGGCUGGACUCAAUGGCGGACAGACUCGGGAGGGCUCUUACGGAGGCGGCCCAACAUCCCUCCAACAACGGGACCGCCCAGACCGCAAAAUCCCACGCCGGCGGCGGAGGAAAGCGAGGUGGUGGCGGUGGGGCCGGAGCGGAAUCCCGAGACGAUGGUUCUGAGAUGGACGGAGAUGACUACGGCGACGAGGAGGAAGAGGAGGAGGAUUCGCCCGUGGAGGAAGAUGAUGGCAGUGACGAAGACUUCGAGGUUCCUGCGUCCGUGAAGCGGGGGAUAGGUCGUCAGGCGGCUGCGGCGGCGGCUGCGGCGGCGGCGGCUCGUGAUGAGGACGAGGACAGCGACUAUUACGACGCCGAGGAGGAGGAGGAGGAGGAGGGCACCCGCCGUGGAAGGCGGGCCAGCCCUCGGAGCGGCAGCGGUGGGGCCGCCGUUGGGGGUGGGGGUGUCAGCGACGGCAUGGAGGAGUGGGAGGACAGUGACGGCAUGUCGUCGUCGUCGCAACUGAAGCGCAAGCGGCGGUGA